AUGUUGAUUCAUAAUGGACCGUCUGCCAAGGAUAAGGUGCUGGCAGCGGCUAGAGAACCAUACAAGUCCGACGACACGGCCCUUAAAUUCAAGAGCCUCAUCAAUCUCUCUCCUGUGUCGAAUCAGGAGAACGUUGUCAAGGCUGGAGACUCGACAGUUGCUAUGGAAGGCAUGUCAGCUCGGCUGUUGGAGGACAACCUUACGGUUACCUUUCCCUUCUCAAUCCUCCCAGAGCGUAUCUCCAAGGCCGACACCAAGGGCAAACGGGAAGAAACCAACGGCGAUUUCCACCUGCAGCAGUUUGAGUGGCGCAUGACAGCAAAAGACGAGAUACUCGAUAAGAAUUACGCUCAUGAGUACAAACUCUUUCGGCUUCAGCCUCCAUUUGCAAUCGGUGGCAGCGCAGCUUCAGACAAAGCUGUUGCGAUUACAUCAUUCAAGCGGUUGGUGAGCCUUACCAAACCAUUCAAGAUGAUAUUCGUCGACGUUGAAGCUCAAUGCUGUCCCGCAGAGCGAUGGAGGCUCAUGGCAUUAAUCACUGCGCUGAGAAUCUGGCAACAUGAGCAAACAAGCUUUUACUAUUCGAAUGCCAUGGCCGAAACGGCUGGCAAGUGUGUUUAG
Fusarium musae is the source of this 621-nucleotide messenger RNA. RefSeq lists its product as uncharacterized. The record is from RefSeq and is a predicted model, not a curated record. Lineage: Eukaryota; Fungi; Ascomycota; Sordariomycetes; Hypocreales; Nectriaceae. The transcript has a single exon. Bases 1 to 621 code for a protein of 206 amino acids.